This is a messenger RNA of Candida dubliniensis CD36, 318 nucleotides long. It is a transcript of the gene RPS25B, whose product is annotated as 40S ribosomal protein eS25. NCBI's taxonomy places the organism in Eukaryota, Fungi, Ascomycota, Pichiomycetes, Serinales, Debaryomycetaceae. The transcript has a single exon. Gene Ontology annotation, molecular function: structural constituent of ribosome. The record is from RefSeq and is a predicted model, not a curated record. Gene Ontology annotation, cellular component: cytosolic small ribosomal subunit. Bases 1 to 318 code for a protein of 105 amino acids.
AUGGCUCCAAAGGUUCAACAAACUAAAGCUGCUAAAGCUGCUGCCGCUUUAGCUGGUGGUAAAAAAGGUAAAAAGAAGUGGAACAAAGGUAAAGUUAAGGACAAGGCUCAACACGUUGUCAUCUUGGACCAAGAAAAAUACGACAGAAUCUUGAAGGAUGUUCCAACUUACAAGUACGUUUCUGUUUCCGUCUUAGUCGAUAGAUUGAAGAUUGGUGGUUCUUUAGCCAGAGUUGCUUUGAGACAAUUGGAAGAAGAUGGUAUCAUCACCCCAGUCUUGAAACACUCCAAACAAGCUAUCUACACUCGUGCCCAAUAA